AUGCCCGACACGUCCCCGCCCGUCGGCGCGCGCAUCGCGCUCAACAACUCGCUCGGCACUGUGCGCUACGUCGGCCCCGUCGACGGCACGCACGGGACGUGGCUCGGCGUCGAGUGGGACGACCCGCAGCGGGGCAAGCACGACGGGUGCAAAGACGGCACGCGCUACUUUCGCUGUGCGACCGACCACCCCACCGCCGCGUCCUUCAUCCGCCCCGCCGUGAAAGGCCUGUCGUACGGGCGCUCCUUCCUCGCCGCGCUCGCGGAAAAGUACAUCGACGACUCGCCCGCGCCCUCGAAGGAGGUCGUCACGCUCGGCUCGUCGCACGGGCUCAUCCAGGUCGAGGCCGUCGGGCUCGCCAAGGUCCGCUCGAACCUCGCCGACCUGGCGCGGCUCGUGGAGGUCUCGCUCGACGGCGCGCACAUCGCGUGGGCGGAGCAGCCGCCGCAGGUCGCGGAGCGCUGUCCGAACAUCAGAGGCCUCGACCUCUCGCUGAACCUGCUCCCCUCCUGGCCCGCGCUCGCGACCCUCACCGCGCAACUUCCGCACCUCACCCGCCUCGCGCUCAACUCCACCCGCCUCGCGCUGUCCCCGCUCCCUGCCUCUCCUCCCUCCCCGCCCCUGCCCACCUCCUUCCAGUCGCUCACCGAGCUCCAGCUCAACGCGACCCUCACCCCCUGGCCAUCCCUGCUCACCAUCCUCGCCUUCCUGCCCUCUUUACACACCCUCGAGGCGGGAUACAACUCCCUCUCCCUCCCGUCGCCGCUCUCCCCUUCCUGCCCCGCCCACGUGCACGCCAACCUCGCCCUCCUCAACCUCGACACGAACCUCCUCGCCGCCCUCCCCGCGCUCUCCCCGCUCUUCCCCGCGCUCACCCGCCUCGUCCUCGCGUCCAACCGCAUCGCCGCCAUCCCGCCCGCGCCCUCCGCCGCCGAACUCGGCACCCUCAAGCACCUCUCCCUCUCGGGCAACCCCCUCGCGGACUGGGCGAGCGUCGAUAAUCUGCGCGGGUGGUGCCCCGCGCUCGAGGGGCUCGCGAUCCGCGCGAUUCCCCUGCUCGACGGCUCGUACACCCGCGCGUUCGCCAUCGCCAAGCUGCCCACGCUCACCUCUCUCGACGGCGCGCCCAUCACCCCCAAAGACCGCCUCGACGCCGAGCUCCUCUACCUCUCCCACAUCACGCAGCACGUCCCCGCGCCCGACCGCGCCAGCUGGGGCCGGUAUGCCGAGCUCGUCGAGAGUACGUCUCCUCUCCCGCCCUUGUUUGCUUCCGAACCGCGACGCUGA
Messenger RNA from Gloeophyllum trabeum ATCC 11539, 1287 nucleotides. RefSeq lists its product as uncharacterized. Gene Ontology annotation, biological process: protein folding. NCBI's taxonomy places the organism in Eukaryota, Fungi, Basidiomycota, Agaricomycetes, Gloeophyllales, Gloeophyllaceae. The transcript has 5 exons. Gene Ontology annotation, molecular function: alpha-tubulin binding. Bases 1 to 1287 code for a protein of 428 amino acids. The record is from RefSeq and is a predicted model, not a curated record.